Molecule: messenger RNA, 1566 nt
Organism: Emericellopsis atlantica
Lineage: Eukaryota; Fungi; Ascomycota; Sordariomycetes; Hypocreales; Bionectriaceae
Product: pantothenate transporter liz1
Exons: 8
Coding region: 1-1566 (521 amino acids)
Biological process (GO): transmembrane transport
Cellular component (GO): membrane
Molecular function (GO): transmembrane transporter activity
Source: RefSeq, a predicted model, not a curated record
AUGGCGGACGACACGAGAACUACACAGGCCAAGCCAGCGGCUACCACUACGCCGCCUGCAGACGAGAUCGAGCUUGCACACACUUCCACCAAGAACGAUGCUCCAUCUGCUGUUGCGGUGAAGCAGCGGGGCCUCGAGCUGCCAGACAUCCUCAGGCACCUGUCUGAAGAGGAGCGCGCUGUGCUCGAGAAGAAGAUGCGACGUAAGAUCGACUUCCGUCUCUUGCCCAUGAUUGUCAUCAUGUACAUCCUCAACUACAUUGACCGGAACAACAUUGCUGCUGCACGGUACGCCGGGUUGGAGGAAGAUUUGAACAUGGACGAGGACGGCACCCAGUUCUCAACAGCAGUGAGCAUCCUCUUUGUCGGAUACAUUCUGAUGCAAGUUCCAUCAAAUUUGGUUCUGAACAAGAUCGGCAAACCUGCUAUUUAUUUGCCGGCCUCUAUGAUCCUAUGGGGCGUCAUAUCCGCAGCUACGGCCGGCUGCCACUCUGUGGGCGGUCUGUACGCGGCCCGUUUCUUUCUCGGUUUCGUUGAGGCGACCUAUUUUCCCGGAUGUCUGUACUACCUCAGCUGCUGGUACACUCGUCAAGAACUUGGUGUUCGGACCACCUACCUAUACGCAGGCUCGCUCAUAUCGGGUGCUUUCUCAGGGCUCAUCUCUGCUGGAAUCACGGGCAACAUGGAUGGUACCUUGGGACUCCGAGCAUGGCGUUGGCUUUUCCUGCUUGAAGGUGUUGUCACCAUCGCAGUGGCUUUCGCCGCGUUCUGGGUGCUGCCCAACUUUCCGCGCACAACGUCGUGGUUGUCUGAGGAAGAGGCUGCUCUGGCGACCUGGCGCCUUGAAGAGGAUAUCGGCGCAGAUGACUGGACGAACAGUGAGGAGCAAACCCUCUGGCUCGGUUUCCGGCUGGCUCUUCAAGAUGUGAAGAUGUGGGUGCUGCUUGCAAUCUUGUUCGGUAAUGUCUCUGCCGCAUCGGUCACGAACUUCUUUCCUACGGUUGUCGGGACCCUCGGCUACUCAAAGGUCGAAACACUCCUCUUGACAAGUCCGCCGUAUUGCCUUGGCGUGAUCACCACCUUUUUGAACGCCUGGCACGCGGACAAGACAGGCGAGCGCUUCUGGCACAUCACCCUGCCCCUGUGGCUGGCCGUUGUGACGUUCAUAAUCGCUGCGGCGACCACCAAUGUCGCGGCGAGGUACGCAGCAAUCAUGCUCAUGAUUUCGGGCCUUUAUUCUGGGUACACCACUGCCCUCGCAUGGAUCAGCAACACGCUGCCUCGUCCCCCAGCUAAGCGCGCAGCAGCGCUUGGCUUCAUCAACGCGAUCUCCAACUGCGCGUCCAUCUACGCAAGUUAUCUCUACCCGAAAUCGGCGGCGCCUAGAUACACGGGUGCAUUUGUGCAUAACUGCGUAAUGGCAGCGGCGGCGAUUGCGGCUGCGUUCACUUUGCGGACAAUGCUGGCCAGGCUGAACAAGAAGCUUGACAGGGGAGAGAGGGUGGAGGGCGCCAUCAAUGCGGCGCCUGGAGAGGCAGUCGAGCAUGGCUUCCGGUUCAAGCUCUAG